AUGAUCCUGUUAUGGGUUACACUGCUUGUUCUUCAUCAAGGACAUACUCUGGUUCCAGUUACUACAGUUGAACUUGGUGAACCUGUGAACUUAACGUGUGCUCUGCCUGACACUGAGCCCAGUCGCCGAAAGAUCUGCUGGUACAGACAGAGAGCCGGAGAGACUCUGAAAUUAAUUGUGACACUGUGGCUACGUAACCAACCUGUGUAUGCACCAGAGUUUCCUAACACAACAUUGGUGGUGAACAAUGAAGAAACCUCCUGCAAUCUGACCAUUCAUAUGACGGUCGAACAGGAUGAGGGAAUGUAUCACUGUGCUAUCGUGGACUGGAUGAUGGAUCCUCAAUGGAGUGGGGUGUACUUGUUAGUUAAAGGAAACACUCAGAGGACAUCAGAUUAUAUCGUUGAUCAAUCGCUAACAAUAUCUGGUCCGGAUUAUCCAGAAGACCUGAUGACUCUCCAGUGUUCAAUCCUCUCUGACUCUGAGAAUAAAAUGUGUUCAGGAGAUCACAGUGUGUUCUGGUUCAGAGCCGGACCACAUAGAUCUCACCCAGACGUCAUCUUCAGUGAUGGAAAAAGACGUGUUGAUUGCGAGAGGAGAUCUGACACUCAGAGGAGUUGUGUUUAUCGCUACUUGAGGAGCUUCAGCUCCCAUGAAGUCGGGAUGUACUACUGCGCUGUGGCCACAUGUGGAGAGAUAUUCUUUGGAGAUAUAACAAAACUGGAAAUCGUGCAAAGGCCAAGUUUUGAAUAUAUUGCACUGGUGAUAACAGCUCUCUGCUUGGGCGUCUCUAUAAUUGGAAAUAUUGUUUUAAUCUGUUGCCAAAAUUCAAGAUCAGUGUGUUCACAAUUUAAAGGAAUAGACAGCGGUGCUUCACAAACAAGAAAUGAUAACUUGAGCCAACUAGUCCAUGCUACUGAAGGUGGAGCUGAUCUGAACUACACUGCGUUGCAUUUCUCUGGAAACAAAGCUACGAGAGGAAGAAAGAAGAAAGAGCUGAAGACUGAAGAAAGUGUCUAUUCUCAAGUUAAAUGCUAAAUGUGAAUGUCAUUAUGAAAACCUUCAGGUCAGUUUAUAGUACUGACCUCUUACAGUGUAAAUCAAUAAUUAAAUGUGAUAGGUUCCCUUCUGACUUUGUUGACAGUGAACUGUAGACAUGUGCUCUUAAUUUUUCAUAUUUUACCAUUUUUUACCUUGCAUUUUAAAAAAAUAUUUUAAUUGU
Plectropomus leopardus (leopard coralgrouper) is the source of this 1222-nucleotide messenger RNA. RefSeq lists its product as uncharacterized. Lineage: Eukaryota; Metazoa; Chordata; Actinopteri; Perciformes; Serranidae. The record is from RefSeq and is a predicted model, not a curated record. Gene Ontology annotation, biological process: response to bacterium.